Molecule: messenger RNA, 1125 nt
Organism: Meloidogyne enterolobii
Lineage: Eukaryota; Metazoa; Nematoda; Chromadorea; Rhabditida; Meloidogynidae
Source: the annotation of a GenBank genome assembly
UCCGCAAAUUUCGGCGCGCCAAAAAUGCGAAACUUCGUGAAACGCGAAACUAGUACACUCCGGGUAUUUAUUAUAAAUUGGAGGUCCGACAAAAAAUUUUUUCUUUGAAUAUUGACUAUAUUUUUAUAUGCAGAAUUAAUCUCACGACAGUCUUAAUUAAUAAUCUCAUAAUAACUGAAUAAAUAUCUCGACAAUAUUUUUUAAAAAUUAUUUUAAAAAUUGUAUAUUAAUUUUCAAUUUUAUUUCUUUUUUUAAAUUUUUAAAUUUAUUUACAAGGAAAUUUAGAUCUUUUGAAAAAAAUUUGACAAAAAAAUGAAUUCAAACUCAGACAAGUUGACUCAUCAAAAUAUGUCAAAGGAUGCAAGCCUGGCUUCAUUAGAAAGUGGAUUUAUUAAUUUAACUGGGUUUAAAACAAAAGAACAAAUGGCUGUUGAAAUUGGUUUAAUUUCUAAUAAAAUUGAGAAAAAGAAAGCUACCAAAAUUUUUAUAAAAAGAGGAAAAGGAGCCUACUCUUUCGAAGAGCUGGACGAGAAGAAAAAUGACUUAGUUAAUAAGGCGUCUUGGGGAUCUACUACAAAUUGUUUUUCAUCAAUCAACUACAACCAUCUUGCUUCUCUAUUUAACAAAUUUAUGGUAACAAUAUUUCUAAUUUUGGUCUUUGUGUUUGUAACAGCUUUCUUCUCCUAUAUUUCUAUCGAUGUUGUUUUUUAUUCUAUAAAUUGUAAAAAGGAUUCUUUGGACUCUACAAUUUUCUUUGGUUCCUUAAUUUUAUCAAUCUCCUUUGCAGGUCUCUUAUUUUAUUUUGUUGCUCUUCACAAAACGUUAAUAAACCUCCAACCUUCUUUAACUACCUCAAAAUGCUUCUCUACUCUUUUUAAAAUUAUUCCAAAUGUGUUGGUAUUUAUCAUAGCUUUUCUUUCCUUGAUAGUUAUUUUUUCUUCUUUUCAUGUCAAUAUUACAAGUUUAACUAUUGAAAAUACUUAUAAUUUUGAAGUAAGGGUUUUUGGUGCUUUUUUCUUUUCAUGUUGCUUCUUUUGUUCGCUAUACCUUUAUUCUUCUUGUUUAAAGACAGUAAUUAACAAAUUCCCUCUUACAAUUGAUUCGAUUGUGGAAUUUUUCGUUUAG